Molecule: messenger RNA, 1960 nt
Organism: Nomia melanderi (Alkali bee)
Lineage: Eukaryota; Metazoa; Arthropoda; Insecta; Hymenoptera; Halictidae
Gene: Ns1
Product: Nucleostemin 1
Cellular component (GO): nucleolus
Molecular function (GO): GTP binding
Source: RefSeq, a predicted model, not a curated record
AACACAAGAGUGCUCUGGUAGCACUGGUUCUUAACCUCACUUUUCGUCACGGCUGUGCACGUAUGACACGUGACAAAUUGAAAUAGUUUGUUGAUCUAUAAACGUGUUUAAACAGUGUUAUAUAGCUGUUAAAAGUUAGUGCAAGAACCUUAAUAAAAUGGCGAAGUUUUGUUUAAAAAAACAGAGCAAGCGGAUGCCAGCUCGCAAAAGAUAUAAAAUUGAGAAGAAAGUUCGUGAACACAACCGAAAGUUGAAAAAAGCAGCUAAGAAGCAACCAAAAAAGAAACAGAAGGUGAUACAAGUCCCAAACCAAUGUCCUUUCAAGGAAGACAUACUCAAACAGGUAGAAACUAUGAAGAAACAGCACGAAGAAGAAAAACAGAAGCAACGUGAAGCUGCUCGUGAAAAAAAGCGACGGGAGCUGGCUAAAGGUGGAUUGCAAGGAUUAGUUUCUGCAGCAGAGGAUAAACAGUCACAGCAUCAAGAGAUGGAAGUUGAUGGUGUACACGAGAAGAUAAAGAAUGCCUUAGCCAAAGAAGAAAAUUCCCUGAAAGCUUACUACAAAGAGUUUAAGAAAGUCUUAGAUGCAGCCGAUGUUAUCCUAGAAAUUGUUGAUGCUAGAGAUCCUUUAGGAACCAGAUGUAAAGAGGUCGAGGAAGCAGUGCGAUCGGCAAAAGGGAAUAAGAGAUUAGUAAUUGUUCUAAACAAAGCAGACUUGGUACCCAGGGAAAAUUUAGAUCAGUGGUUGAAAUAUUUGCGUGGUAGUUUACCAGCUGUUGCAUUUAAAGCGUCUACACAGGUUCAAGCGAAAAGAUUGGGCAGGAGAAAAUUGGGGAAAAAGACAGAGAGCAUGAUACAGGGUGGUACAUGCUUCGGUGCAGAGUUACUUCUGUCUUUACUGGCAAACUAUUGUAGGAACGUUGGUAACGUUAAAACCAGUAUUAGAGUGGGAAUUGUCGGGCUCCCGAAUGUUGGCAAAUCUAGUGUAAUUAAUUCUUUGAAACGUAGCAGAGCUUGCAGUGUGGGUAGCACACCUGGAGUAACGAAAGCGAUGCAAGCGGUGCAAUUAGAUUCGAAAAUAAAAUUGUUAGACUCACCGGGUAUAGUUUUCGCUGACCGUACGGAGAAUGCGGACGAAUCUUCGGUGGCGUUGAAGAAUGCCGUAAGAAUUCAAUCGCUCAGAGAUCCGCACACACCGGCGACAGCGAUUUUGAAGAGGGUAUCCAAGCCGCAAAUAAUGGAAUUAUACGACAUACCAGAAUUCUCCACACCCGACGAAUUUUUCGCGCUAAAAGCGACUCGAAUGGGGAAGUUCCGGAAGGGGGGUAUACCUGACAUCACCGCGGCUGCGCGUAGCGUUCUAGAGGACUGGAACUCCGGGAAAAUUAGAUAUUACACCGUACCACCCGAAGAGCCAGUGUGCCACGUGUCAGCGGAAAUACUCAGUGAAAUCAGUAAAGAAUUUGAAAUCGAAAAUUUCGCCGCGGAAGAGAAAAUGAUGCUCGACACCUUCGAGGAAGAAGUCGCUAAAAAAUCGACGAUCGAUCCAUUGUUGAUUGAAAGUACUGGCCCAGUGGUGUCUGCGAUGGAAAUUGAAAAGCAAAAGGAGGCACAAAUCAAAAUACAAAAGAGACUGAAGAAAAAAAUGGAGAACGCGAAGAGGUUCAGUGACGAGGCUAGAAAAAAGAAAACGGAUCCGUUGUUGGACCUCGAGGGCAAUCAGAAGUUGAAUAAGCUGAAUAAACUGGCGUUUAAAAAAGAGAAAAAGGAACGGGCCAGAAGAGAAAAAGUAGCAGUGCAGUUGGCCGGACAAUUAGAAGGAUUCAACCUCACCGCUCCCGACGAUUACGAUUUCAGCACAGAUUUCGUCGAAAAGAAAUAAACCUUAUAUGCAUUGCGUUCGUGUGUAUAAUGUAAAUAACAAGCGACUUGUGGACUAAUAAAACUUUUUUUAGGAAUG